Ascochyta rabiei is the source of this 6846-nucleotide messenger RNA. Its product is annotated as acetyl-coenzyme-A carboxylase. The transcript has 3 exons. Gene Ontology annotation, biological process: fatty acid biosynthetic process. Gene Ontology annotation, molecular function: acetyl-CoA carboxylase activity; ATP binding; metal ion binding. NCBI's taxonomy places the organism in Eukaryota, Fungi, Ascomycota, Dothideomycetes, Pleosporales, Didymellaceae. The record is from RefSeq and is a predicted model, not a curated record. Bases 1 to 6846 code for a protein of 2281 amino acids.
AUGGCGAGCGCUGCACACCACGGCGCCACCGGCAGCGAUGCCAAUGGCGCGCCGAGCAGCUACGCCGCGCAGUUUGAGCUGGCGCCACACUUCAUCGGCGGCAACCAACUGAGCGCCGCAGCCCCGGGCAAGGUCAAGGACUUUGUCGCGGCCAACGACGGCCACACGGUCAUCACCAACGUGCUGAUUGCCAACAACGGCAUUGCGGCCGUCAAGGAGAUCCGCAGCGUGCGCAAGUGGGCGUACGAGACGUUUGGCGACGAGCGCGCCAUCCAGUUCACCGUCAUGGCCACGCCCGAGGACCUGCAGGCCAACGCAGAGUACAUCCGCAUGGCCGACCAGUACGUCGAGGUGCCAGGCGGCACCAACAACAACAACUACGCCAACGUCGAGCUCAUCGUCGACGUGGCCGAGCGCAUGAACGUCCAUGCGGUAUGGGCUGGGUGGGGACACGCCUCGGAGAACCCAAAGCUGCCCGAGUCGCUCGCAGCCAGCCCCAAGAAGAUUGUCUUCAUCGGCCCGCCCGGCUCGGCCAUGCGCUCGCUCGGCGACAAGAUCUCGUCGACCAUUGUCGCCCAGCACGCCCAAGUCCCCUGCAUCCCCUGGUCCGGCACGGGCGUCAACGAGGUCGAGGUCGACAGCCAGGGCAUCGUCACCGUCCGCGAUGAAAUCUACGAAAAGGGCUGCACCAAGUCGUGGCAGGAGGGCCUCGAGGCCGCCCGCAAGAUCGGCUUCCCCGUCAUGGUCAAGGCGUCCGAAGGCGGCGGCGGCAAGGGCAUCCGCAAGGUCGAGCGCGAGGACGAGUUCGAGCAGCUGUACAAGGCCGCCGCCUCGGAGAUCCCCGGCUCGCCCAUCUUCAUCAUGAAGCUCGCCGGCAGCGCCCGCCACCUCGAGGUCCAGCUGCUGGCCGACCAGUACGGCAACAACAUCUCGCUCUUCGGCCGCGACUGCUCCGUCCAGCGCCGCCACCAGAAGAUCAUCGAGGAGGCCCCCGUCACCGUCGCCGGCUCCAAGACGUUCCAGGAGAUGGAAAAGGCCGCCGUCUCCCUGGGCCGCCUCGUCGGCUACGUGUCCGCCGGUACCGUCGAGUACCUGUACUCGCACGCCGACGACAAGUUCUACUUCCUCGAGCUGAACCCGCGUCUGCAGGUCGAGCACCCCACUACCGAGAUGGUCACGGGCGUCAACCUGCCCGCCGCCCAGCUGCAGAUCGCCAUGGGCCUGCCCCUGCACCGCGUGCGCGACAUCCGCCUGCUGUACGGCGCCGACCCCCACACCAGCUCGCCCAUCGACUUUGAGUUCUCCACCGCCGGCAGCGCCCAGAACCAGCGCCGCCCCACCCCCAAGGGCCACUGCACCGCCUGCCGCAUCACCUCCGAGGACCCGGACGAGGGCUUCAAGCCGUCCGGCGGCACCAUCCACGACCUCAACUUCAGGAGUAGCUCCAACGUCUGGGGCUACUUCUCCGUCAGCUCUGCCGGUGGCAUCCACAGCUUCUCCGACUCGCAGUUCGGCCACAUCUUCGCCUACGGUGAGAACCGCCAGGCCUCACGGAAGCACAUGGUCGUGGCCCUCAAGGAGCUGAGCAUCCGCGGUGACUUCCGCACCACCGUCGAGUACCUCAUCAAGCUACUCGAGACCCCUGCCUUCGAGGACAACACCAUCACCACCGGCUGGCUCGACGAGCUCAUCACCAAGAAGCUGACGGCUGAGCGCCCCGACCCCAUGAUCGCCGUCAUCUCCGGCGCCGUUACAAAAGCCCACGUUGCCUCCGAGGCGUGCAUCAGCGAGUACAAGACCAGUCUCGAGAAGGGUCAGGUCCCGUCCAAGGACGUCCUGAAGACCGUGUUUCCAAUCGACUUCAUCUACGAGGGCUUCCGCUACAAGUUCACAGCGACACGGUCCACCCUCGACAGCUUCACCCUCUUCAUCAACGGCUCCAAGGUGUCUGUUGGCCUCCGCGCGCUCGCCGACGGUGGUCUCCUGAUUCUCCUCGGCGGAAAGUCGCACAACGUCUACUGGAAGGAGGAGGUCGGUGCUACCCGCCUCUCCGUCGACGGCAAGACCUGCCUUCUCGAGCAGGAGAACGACCCCACGCAGCUCCGCACACCCUCUCCUGGUAAGCUCGUCAAGUUCACUGUGGAGAACGGCGACCACAUUGCCAAGGGCCAGCCUUUCGCCGAGGUCGAGGUCAUGAAGAUGUACAUGCCUCUGAUCGCUCAAGAGGACGGUAUCGUCAACCUGAUCAAGCAGCCGGGUGCUACUCUUGAGGCUGGUGACAUUCUCGGUGUCCUAGCGCUCGAUGACCCGUCCAAGGUCAAGUCGGCCCAGAACUUCUUAGGCCUUCUUCCCGACAUGGGCAUGCCUCAGGUCAUGGGUAGCAAGCCCCCGCAGAGGGUCGCGUACCUGUCUGGUGUCCUUCAGAACAUUCUCCAGGGUUUCGACAACCAGGUCAUCAUGCAGAGCACCCUCAAGGAGCUCGUCGAGGUCCUCCGCGACCCCGAGCUGCCGUACGGUGAGUGGAACGCCCAAGCUUCUGCGCUCCACGCGCGUAUGCCGCAGAAGCUUGACAUCACGCUCGGCCAGAUCGUCGAGAAGGCUCACAGCCGUCAACUGGAGUUCCCCAGCAAGCAGCUCAGCAAGGCUUUCGACAAGUUCCUGGCUGAGAACGUUGCCAAGGGUGACGCUGAUCUUCUCAAGGCUGGUCUGGCUCCUCUUCUGGACGUCAUCAGCCGCUACUCCGAGGGCCUCAAGGCUCACGAGUACAGCGUUGUGCUCCAGUACCUCGAGCAGUACUGGGCCACCGAGCGCCUCUUCUCUUCCCGCAACUCGCGAGAUGAGGAGGUCAUCCUCAAGCUGCGUGACGAGAACCGCGAUAACAUCGCCAGCGUCGUCCAUACUGUCCUUUCUCACACUCGUGUUAGCGCCAAGAACAACCUUGUCAUUGCUAUUCUCGACCUCUACCGCCCCAACAGGCCCGGUGUCGGCAACAUUGCCAAGUACUUCAAGGACACACUGAAGAAGCUCACUGAGCUCGAGUCGAGGCAAACCGCCAAGGUGUCGCUCAAGGCCCGUGAGGUCCUCAUCCAGUGCGCCAUGCCUUCUCUUGAGGAGCGUACUGCGCAGAUGGAGCACAUCCUGCGCUCCGCCGUCGUCGAGUCGCGCUACGGCGAGAGCGGUUGGGACCACCGUGAGCCCAACUUCGAGGUCAUCAAGGAGGUUGUAGACUCCAGGUACACUGUCUUCGACGUCCUGACCCAAUUCUUCGUUCACCAGGACCCGUGGGUUGCUCUGGCUGCCCUGGAGGUGUACACUCGUCGCGCUUACCGUGCGUACCAGCUCCAGAACAUCAACUACCACAACGAGGGCGAGCAGCAGUGUCUGCUCUCUUGGGACUUUGUGCUCCGCAAGGUUGGCGAGGCAGAGUACGGUCUUGCUGUCGAGCCGUCUGAGCCCGGCACACCAAGCACCCCUGCCUUCGAGCGCCCGCCCCGCAUCCACUCCAUGAGCGAUCUGUCUGCGUGGAACGCUCGCUUCGAAAACGAGCCCUCUAGGAAGGGUGUCGUUGCUCCCGUCGAGUACCUUGACGAUGCGGAUGAGUCUCUCGCCAAGGCUCUUGAGCUGUUCCCCUCUGUCGGCGCCUAUAAGAAGGGCGGCGUCAGUCUGAAGGACGGUUUGUCGCUCAAGCGCACUCCUACCAGCGGCGUCAAUGCGCCCAAGCAGAACACCGACGAGCUUACUGGUGUUUUGAACGUCGCUGUGCGCGACAUUGAGGGUGUCAACGACGAGGAGAUCCUCGAACGCAUUCUGCCCAUUGUCGAGGAGUACAAGGAGGAGCUCCUCGCCCGCCGCAUUCGCCGUCUCACUUUCAUCUGUGGUCACAAGGACGGAACGUACCCCGGCUACUACACUUUCCGCGGACCCAGCUACGAGGAAGACGACAGUAUCCGUCACGUCGAGCCUGCUCUUGCCUUCCAGCUCGAGCUUGGGAGACUGUCCAAGUUCAACAUCAAGCCCGUCUUCACUGAGAACCGCAACAUCCACAUCUACGAGGCUGUUGGCAAGGGCGCUGAGAGUGACAAGCGCUACUUCUUGCGCGCUGUAGUCCGUUCCGGACGUCUUCGGGAAGAGAUUCCCACCGCCGAGUACAUGGUCUCUGAGACUGACAGGUUGAUGACUGACAUUCUGGAUGCUCUCGAGAUCGUCGGCACCUCGCAGGCUGACAUGAACCACAUCUUCAUCAACUUUUCUCACGUCUUCCCGCUCAACCCUACGGAGGUCGAGGAGGCCAUUGGUGGUUUCUUGGAGCGCUUCGGCCGCAGGCUCUGGCGUCUCCGUGUGACUGGUGCUGAGAUCCGCAUUAUCGUCACUGACCCUCAGACCGGCAUUCCCUACCCUCUCCGCGUCAUCAUCACCAACACCUCAGGAUACGUCAUCCAGGUUGAGAUGUACGCGGAGCGCAAGUCUGAGAAGGCGGGCAAGUGGCUCUUCCACAGCAUCGGUGGCACAACCAAGAUUGGCGCGCUCCACCUCCAGCCGGUCACCACCGCUUACCCUACUAAGGGUGCUCUGCAGCCCAAGAGGUACAAAGCUCAUCUCAUGGGAACUCAGUACGUCUACGACUUUCCCGAGCUCUUCCGCCAGGCCACCGAGAACAGCUGGACCGCAGCAAUCGCCAAGCACGCUUACCUGCGUGACAAGCAGCCGCCCAAGGGUGACUGCGUUGAGUACUUCGAGUUGGUGCUCGACGACAACGACAACCUGGCUGAAGUCAACCGCGACCCUGGCAACAACAUCAUUGGCAUGGUUGGUUGGAUCGUCACAGCCAAGACACCCGAGUACCCUCGUGGCCGCCGCUUCAUCAUCAUCGCCAACGACAUCACCUUUAAGAUUGGUUCUUUCGGUCCUCAGGAAGACAAGUUCUUCCACAAGUGCUCUGAGCUCGCACGUAAGCUCGGCAUUCCUCGAAUCUACCUCUCGGCCAACUCUGGUGCCCGUAUUGGUCUAGCCGAGGAGCUGAUCCCUCACUUCUCGGUUGCCUGGAAGGACGCCGACAGGCCCGAGGCUGGCUUCGACUACCUCUACCUCACCCCUGAGAAGUACCAGCACUUUGUUGAUGGCAAGCGCAACGACGUCAUCUGCGAGAAGGUCGAAGAGUCCGGUGAGACACGAUACAAGAUCACCACCAUCAUUGGUCAGGAGGACGGUCUUGGUGUGGAGUCGCUUCGUGGCUCUGGUCUCAUUGCUGGUGAGACUUCGAGGGCUUACGAGGACAUUUUCACCAUCACUUUGGUGACUUGCCGCUCUGUUGGUAUCGGUGCCUACCUCGUCCGUCUUGGUCAACGUGCUAUCCAGAUUGAGGGCCAGCCCAUUAUCCUCACUGGUGCUCAGGCUAUCAACAAGCUGCUGGGUCGCGAAGUCUACACGUCCAACCUCCAGCUCGGUGGCACCCAGAUCAUGUACAGGAACGGUGUUUCCCACAUGACCGCCGAUGACGACUUCGAGGGUGUUUCCAAGAUUGUCAAGUGGAUGUCGUAUGUGCCUGACAAGAAGGGCAGCCCUGUUCCUAUCUCACCUACGGCUGACGACUGGGACCGCGAUGUCACCUACUUCCCGCCCAACAAGGCUGCCUACGACGUCAGGCAUCUCAUUGCUGGAAAGGAAGACGCGGACGGCUUCCUGUCUGGUCUCUUUGAUCGCGGCUCUUUCGAGGAGAGCCUCGGUGGAUGGGCCAAGACUGUUGUUGUUGGUCGUGCGCGUCUCGGUGGCAUUCCUGUGGGUGUCAUUGGUGUGGAGACUCGCUCGGUCGAGAAUGUCACGCCUGCCGAUCCUGCCAACCCCGACUCCAUUGAGCAAGUCACGUCCGAGGCUGGUGGUGUGUGGUACCCCAACUCGGCCUUCAAGACCGCUCAGGCCAUCAAGGAUUUCAACAAUGGUGAGCAGUUGCCUCUGAUGAUCCUCGCCAACUGGCGUGGUUUCUCUGGUGGCCAGCGCGAUAUGUACAACGAGGUCCUCAAGUACGGUUCGUACAUUGUUGACGCUCUCGUCAAGUUCGAGCAGCCCAUCUUCGUCUACAUUCCACCCUACGGCGAACUCCGUGGUGGAUCCUGGGUCGUCGUCGACCCCACCAUCAACCCACAGUACAUGGAGAUGUACGCCGAUGUGGACUCGCGCGGAGGUGUCCUCGAGCCUGAGGGUAUCGUGGGCAUCAAGUACCGCCGUGAACGCCAGCUCGAGACCAUGGCCCGCAACGACCCCACAUACGGCGCCCUGAAGCGCAAGCUGAACGACCCCGCCACAGCCCAGGACCAGUUGCAGUCCAUCAAGGCUGAGAUGACAAAGCGCGAAGAACUGCUGCUGCCCAUCUACGGCCAAAUUGCGAUCCAGUUCGCCGACUUGCACGACCGCUCCGGCCGCAUGGAGGCCAAGGGCGUCAUUCGCCAGGCGUUGCGCUGGCAGAACGCGAGGAGGUUCUUCUACUGGCGUCUCCGCCGCAGAUUGAACGAGGAGUAUAUUCUCAAGAAGCUCGCGUCGGCCGCCUCACCCAGCCAAGAGAACCCCAAGCCCGACGCCGUCACACGCGCAACGAGCAUGGAGAUGCUCAAGGCGUGGAGUCAGGUUCCGCAGUUCGAGAACGACGACAUGAGCGUCGCGACAUGGUACGAGGAGAACCGCAAGACGGUGCACGAGCGCGUCGAGAAGCUUAAGACGGACGGCAUCGCACUGGAGAUUGCCAACCUGAUGCGCAGGGACCGCGAAGGCGGCCUCAAGGGCGUCGUUAGCCUGCUCAGCACCCUGCCUACAGGCGAGAAGGAGGAGGUGCUCAAGAUGCUGAACCGGGCAUAG